This is a messenger RNA of Cynoglossus semilaevis (tongue sole), 2036 nucleotides long. Its product is annotated as guanine nucleotide-binding protein subunit alpha-14-like. Bases 104 to 1165 code for a protein of 353 amino acids. Lineage: Eukaryota; Metazoa; Chordata; Actinopteri; Pleuronectiformes; Cynoglossidae. Gene Ontology annotation, biological process: adenylate cyclase-modulating G protein-coupled receptor signaling pathway. Gene Ontology annotation, molecular function: G protein-coupled receptor binding; GTPase activator activity; GTPase activity. The record is from RefSeq and is a predicted model, not a curated record. Gene Ontology annotation, cellular component: cytoplasm; heterotrimeric G-protein complex. The transcript is spliced from 7 exons.
CCUAUUUCUCUGACUCCCCCCCCCCUCAUCUCACCUCACCUCGAGAGCUGUGUAACCUCAAGUAGACAAGGGGGCACAAAGCAUCCAGGGAACUUGAACAGCCAUGGACUGCUGUCUGUCCCCUGAGGACGAAGAGAGACUCAGGAUGCACAAUGAAAUAGAAAGACAACUAGCCCGUGAUAAAAAAUCUUCGCACAUGGAGCUGAAGCUGCUGCUUCUGGGGACUGGUGAGAGCGGGAAGAGCACUUUCAUCAAACAGAUGAGGAUCAUCAAUGGCAGCAAAUACAGUGAAGCUGAAAAAAUGAAUUUUGCUCGGCUUGUGUUCCAUAACAUACUCACAGCCAUCCAGGCACUGAUCCAAGCCAUGGAGACUCUACACCUUGACUAUGUUGAUGAAAAAAAUCAUAUCCAGGCAGAGAAGUUGAGUAAAGUGGAAACAACAAUUGUGUCCACUCUGCUGCCGUGGCAGGUAGAUGCCAUAAGGGAGGUGUGGAAUGACCACGGUGUCCAAAGGUGUUAUGGUCGCAGGAGAGAAUUCCAGCUAUCAGACUCUGCCAAAUAUUUCCUGAAUGACUUGGACAGAAUUGCAUCUUCCUCUUACGUUCCAACCCUGCAGGACAUCCUAAGGGUUAGAGUCCCGACCACAGGGAUAACUGAGUACCCUUUUGUUAUUGACAAAUGUACCUUAAGGAUGGUGGAUGUAGGGGGUCAGCGCACAGAGAGGAAGAAAUGGAUCCAUUGUUUUGAAAAUAUCACUUCCAUAAUUUUCCUGGCAGCCAUCAGUGAAUAUGACCAAGUUCUUUAUGAGAAUGCCAAUGUAAAUCGACUGAGAGAAAGCCUUGCUUUGUUCAAAACCAUUCUUUCCUACCAUUGGUUUGAUGAGACCUCCACCAUUCUGUUCCUCAACAAAAUAGACCUGCUAGAGGAGAAGAUCACACAGUCUGAUCUGGCAACCUACUUCCCCAACUACAAUGGACCUCGAUGUGAUGCUAAAUCUGCGAAGAAAUUUAUCCUGAAAAUGUACGUGGAGCAACACGCUGGUCACGACCAGCCCAUGUACACGCACUACACCUGUGCCACGGACACCGAGAACAUCAAAGUAGUUUUUAAAGCCGUCAAGGAUACGCUUUUUAGACGUUACAUUGAAAAGUAUGGUCUCGUGUAAGUUACAUUGCAUUUCUUUUUAACUUAAGUAAACGUUUUAACGAGAAACACGUAGUUUUCUGUUGUUUGUUGUGAAAGUUGUCGAUAUAGUCGCUGCAGCAGAGCAACUUUUUGAUGGGAGUUAUUGUUUGUGUUUACCGUUGCAUAUUAAAGCCCUUUCUCACACUUAUCUUUGACAAACUGGUAAACAGGUUGGACCGAGUCUUUUCUUACAAGAAUUCAAACUCUCUCGUCUUACAGCUUUGGCACGAGUAGGUAAGGAAUAGUCUCAUUAGUUGUACCUUAGAUUUUAUUUGACUAACUAUGUUAUUUGUGUAGCAACAAUAAGAACCCACGUACCCUGUAAAGUAGUAUGUUUCUUGCCAAUUUACCUAAUUGCAUACAUUAAAAAGAAAUGUAUUUGUCUACAAAUUAAUGCAUUUAUGUCUUUAUUAUCUGACCCGUGUCUGAGGGAAAUAUUUUGUUGUUAAUCUCUGUUCAUCUUCAUACCUAGCAUUGCUGAGCACACAUUUUUUUCCUUUAAAAAUAUAUUUAUACAAAGAAGGAUAAAAAUAAUACAACCGUUUUUGAAUAUGGUGUUCAGAUGCAUCACUCUGUUUCGCAAAAAGGUUCUGAGCCCCUAGAAUGAGUCUUUCCACGUAUCUUUUCCUACUCUUUCUACAGUGAGCACUGAUAAUUGUUUUUCUCAUGUCUGAAGCUUGUUUGUUUUCUCAAACACAUUUGCACAUGCUCAUAUCCUUGUUGGUUCAUAUACGGUAUUGAGAGUUUUUUUUUCCAUGUUCAAAGAUUUUUCUAACAUGUUUGCAACACAUGGUCCACGGCCCCUCAGAAGUACUGAGGGAGUGCAGUAGGGUCAGGUUCUGAUUUUAAAA